Messenger RNA from Gossypium arboreum, 1754 nucleotides. RefSeq names its product rab GTPase-activating protein 22. Lineage: Eukaryota; Viridiplantae; Streptophyta; Magnoliopsida; Malvales; Malvaceae. Bases 307 to 1596 code for a protein of 429 amino acids. The record is from RefSeq and is a predicted model, not a curated record. Gene Ontology annotation, biological process: activation of GTPase activity. Gene Ontology annotation, molecular function: GTPase activator activity. The transcript has 12 exons.
GGCUCCCAUUAACAACAACAGUUUUACCGUUUAAAUUAAUAAAGGAACCUUUUUUCUUGUCUUACCGUUCAUUCCUCUGCAUCCAUUAUCGUUGCUUUUUUUUUUCUUUUCCUUCCCUUUCCUUACUGUCUCCUGAAAAAAAACAAAAAAAGCUUCGAUGAUGGAAACUUUGUAGCUUUUUCAGUCCUUGCCUGCUAGAAACUUAGCUCCUAUUUCAAUUCAUCACUCUACAAUUUGAUUGUGCUUAAUGGGCAGUAACCGAUUAAGUUCCUUGUUUAAACCAUUGUCUGGGAGGCAAUAGCAAAGAUGUUUGGUAAAAAAGCUGGAACAGAGGAGUUGGAAGCCUUCUAUCCCAUAAGACCAGAAUGUGUAGCUGAAAUUCCAAAGACCCGCUUUAAGCCCAGGGCAGGGAAAACUCUCAGUGCAAGAAGAUGGCAAGCGGCAUUCUCUGAAACCGGUUGCCUGGAUAUUGCAAAAGUUCUUAGACGGAUCCAAAGAGGGGGUAUUCACCCUUCAAUCAAAGGGUUAGUCUGGGAGUUCCUGCUAGGUUGCUAUAAUCCUAACAGUACCCUUGAGGAUCGGAAUCAGCUUAGACAGCAAAGGAGGGAGAGGUAUAGCAUGUGGAAAACUGAAUGUCGGAACAUGGUGUCCGUCAUUGGUAGUGGAAAUUUCAUUACAACACCAAUUAUCACUGAUGAUGGCCAACCGAUAGAAGUUGAAGGUUGCCGCGUGACAAGUGCUGUCUCAGACAAGAAAGUGGCUCAGUGGAUGCUUAUAUUGCAUCAAAUUGGUUUGGAUGUUGUUCGAACUGAUCGAGCACUUGCCUUUUACGAGGACAAAGCUAAUCAGGCAAAACUUUGGGAUGUUCUUUCUAUAUACUCAUGGGUAGAUGAUGAUAUUGGUUAUGUUCAAGGAAUGAAUGACAUAUGCUCUCCAAUGGUAAUUCUUCUAGAAAAUGAAGCAGAUGCAUUUUGGUGUUUUGAGCGUGCGAUGCGAAGAUUGAGGGAAAAUUUUAGGUGCAGUACAACUUCAAUAGGAGUGCAAUCCCAGCUUGGUACACUUUCACAAGUAAUUAAAACUGUUGACCCUCAGCUUCAUAAACACCUUGAGGAUCUAGAUGGCGGGGAGUAUCUGUUUGCAUUUCGCAUGCUGAUGGUACUUUUCCGGAGAGAGUUUUCCUUCGUCGAUGCAUUGUAUCUUUGGGAGGUGAGAGGAAAGAUCCCGUUUAUAUCCAGCAAAUCUGAUGUAAUGUGGGCAAUGGAGUACAACCCUAAUAUCUUCUGGUCAUACGAGCAGCCCGACGGAGCUUCAGAUAGCAACUAUGGACAAUUAAAUCAGAAGAUGCUAAAGCAGUAUGGGAAAUUUCAAAGGAAAAACUUGGAGACUGGGUAUGCGGAUAAAAACAAUGCACUUGCUGUUUUCCUUGUUGCAAGUGUUCUUGAGACCAAGAAUAAGCAGAUUCUAAAGGAGGCCAAGGGUUUGGAUGACGUUGUCUCAAUAUUGGGUGAUAUUACUGGAAACUUGGAUGCUAAGAAAGCAUGUCAAGAGGCAUUGAAGUUACAAAACAAGUACUUGAAAAAGGCCAAGAGACCAUAGCUGCAGAUCAUCAAAUUUCUAUUCCUCUACUCGAAAAUUUUGUAUUCAUUUUCUCUUGCUUAGUUUUCCAUGUAUUUGAGGUUUCUUUUUUUCCCUUCAAGUUGCACUAAAUUUCUCUUUCUACCUAGGUUAUAUAUAAUAUAUUAAUUCUUUUUGAA